CAUUUGUGUGCGCGUGUUUGUGUGUAGUAUGUAAACAAUUCGUGAGGCUUGCAGCAAUUUACGGUUUCAGGUGGAGCAGUUUUUAUCAAUAGAAUUUACUUAUACCGAUGGAUGAUAACUUCCAGGACAGUGCAUCCGACGAUGGGGGGUUCGAUUUGCAGCAAGAGAUAGCACGUAGUGCAUUCGCCGACAUGUGUCACGAUUGGGAACGCAAUCAGAAAUAUGACCGAGCGCUACAGCUAACGAUAAGCCGAUUGCACGCCGCUGGGCAGCAAGCACACGUGCUGGACAUUGGCACCGGCAGUGGACUGCUCUCGAUGAUGGCCGUUCGUGCUGGGGCCGACAGUGUAGUCGCAUGCGAAGCAUUCCGUCCGAUGGCUGAAUGUGCCGAAAAGAUCAUCGAGGCUAACGGAAUGCAAGAACGCAUACGGCUAGUGAAGAAACGCUCAACCCAACUGUCGGUUGGUCCUGGCCAGGAUAUGGACCGGCGGGCGAACGUACUAGUGACGGAACUAUUCGAUACCGAGCUAAUUGGUGAGGGAGCUCUCGGUACAUACCGACAUGCCUUACAGCAUCUGCUGACGGAUGACGUACUGACGAUACCACACCAAGCUACCGUAUACGGACAAGUGGUAGAGUGUCCACUUGCGCUUAGUUGGCAACAGUUGAAGACGCUCUCGAAUGCCGAUGGUGAUAUUCUGUUACGUGUUCCCCCGGAAGUGGUGGCCUGCCGCGGUUCUAGCGCUGUAUUCGACAUCCAGCUGAGUCAACUGCCGGUGGGUAGCUUUAACGCACUUACCGAUCCGGUGCCCGUGUUCAAGUUUAACUGGAGCAAACACGAUCUGCUGGUAAACAAUCGAAAUGAGAAACACAAUUGCCAAGCGCGUACGUCCGGUUUCCCGCAGGUUGUCUUUAUGUGGUGGGAUUUAGUAAUGGACAGCGAGGGUGAUGUGUUACUAAGCUGCGCACCAUACUGGGCUCAUCCGGACCACGCGAUAUUAAAGCAGAAGCAAGCAGAACACACCAUAAAACAUCGCACGCCGGAAGGAAAUUUCAUCCCUUGGCGGGAUCAUUGGAUGCAGGCCGUUUACUUUUUACCACCGACCAAAAAACCUCUCGAACGAGGCCACCAGUUUGUGCUGCAGGCUUAUCAUGAUGAAUAUUCGCUAUGGUUUGGUAUUGGCGAUCAAAUGUCAAAUCCGCUCAGCUCGCCGCAUUGCAUCUGCGGAUGGCACAUUGCACAGUCGCGAUCACGCAUCGGACAGCUUAAUGAUAGUCUACGCAACAAGCGUUACUUGAACUACUUCGAGCGGGUAUUUUCGGGCGAUUCCGUCGUGUUGGUACUGAGCGAAGGUUCACUGCUUGGACUGGCUGCUGCCAGGAUGGGCGUGAAGCAGGUGCUUCUGUACGAACCGAAUGCAAUAUCGCGCCGCUGCAUGGAAGCGUUUGUUGAGCACAACAGUGUACCCAAUGUGCGGUUCCUGUCGUCGGCUGAUGCACUCGAGCCAGACCAAGCCACGUCCGUGACGCACGUAUUUGCUGAACCGCACUUUCCUUCCGCAAUCCUGCCCUGGGACAACUUGCACUAUGGAGAUUUGCUCAAAAAUCUUCGCCCGAUGCUUCCCACCACCGUCACUGUCAUUCCAUCGUCUGGUACACUUUAUGCAUUGCCGGUGGAAUUUUUAGAUUUGCAUAAAAUAAACACCCCGCUCGGUACCUGCGAGGGUUUCGAUCUUUCACUGAUGGAUCGUUUAAUCGAACGGCACUCGACGUAUGCAGAUUCGCCGAUCGAAGCGCAACCUUUAUGGGAAUAUCCGUCCUAUUCGUUGGCCGGAGCGAUACGACUGAUGGAGAUAGAUUUUGUGUCGGAUUUCGAGCAGUCUAAAAUUGUGCACGGUGAAAUGUGUGUCUCCGAACCGGAACGAUUGAAUGGAAUAGCGAUAUGGAUCGAUUGGCAUCUGGACGGUAGUCAUAGUCCGAAAACGACCAUAUCGAGUGGACCGCUAGUGCCGGUCGAGGAGGCUUCCGAUGAACCGAUACGAUGGAACGCAAAUUGGCGACAGGGAGUGCAUCUCUUGCGGAAGCAACCGAAUAGGAAGGAAAUAAUUCCGUGGACUGUGAAGUUGAAUCCAGUGUUAAACAAUGUAUACUUUCAAUUCGAUUAUGAGGAUCAAUAAAUGAAACCAUAGUUGAAAUGUGUUGUUACAUUAA
This is a messenger RNA of Anopheles funestus (African malaria mosquito), 2211 nucleotides long. RefSeq names its product protein arginine N-methyltransferase 7 (gene Art7). Gene Ontology annotation, biological process: peptidyl-arginine methylation. Gene Ontology annotation, molecular function: protein-arginine omega-N monomethyltransferase activity. The transcript has a single exon. Lineage: Eukaryota; Metazoa; Arthropoda; Insecta; Diptera; Culicidae. The coding region runs from base 108 to 2177 and encodes 689 amino acids. The record is from RefSeq and is a predicted model, not a curated record.